AUGUCUCCUUCCGCCGAUACCAAUGGUACUAGCACCAUGCCAGAAUCUACUGCACCUGCGCCCCAGGAGGCUGAGCGGCAUUCAAACCCAUACCAGCCUGUAGGAGACUUCCUCUCCAACGUCUCUCGCUUCAAGAUCAUCGAGUCCACUCUUCGCGAGGGAGAGCAGUUCGCAAAUGCCUUCUUCGAUACGGAAAUGAAGAUCAAGAUUGCUAAGGCCCUCGAUGACUUUGGCGUCGACUACAUUGAGUUGACUUCGCCCGCCGCAUCAGAGCAAUCGCGCAAGGAUUGCGAGGCUAUCUGCAAGCUAGGACUCAAGGCCAAGAUCUUGACCCACAUCCGGUGUACUAUGGACGAUGCUCGGAUCGCGGUUGAGACUGGUGUGGAUGGCUUGGACGUCGUCAUCGGAACCUCGCAUUUCCUUCGCGAGUUCUCGCACGGAAAGGACAUGGCUUACAUUACCAAGUCCGCCAUUGAGGUUAUCAACUUCAUCAAGUCCAAGGGCCUCGAGGUCCGCUUCUCGUCCGAGGACUCCUUCCGCUCGGAUCUUGUCGAUCUUCUCUCUCUGUACCGGGCCGUCGACAAGAUUGGCGUCAACCGUGUUGGUAUUGCUGACACCGUUGGUUGUGCCACUCCUCGCCAAGUCUAUGACUUGGUGCGGACCUUGAGAGGUGUUGUCUCGUGCGAUAUCGAGGUUCAUAUGCACGAUGACACAGGAUGUGCCAUCGCCAAUGCCUAUUGUGCCCUCGAGGCUGGCGCGACCCACGUCGACACCUCGGUACUUGGAAUUGGAGAGCGAAACGGGAUUACUCCCCUUGGCGGCCUCAUGGCUCGCAUGAUAGUUUGCGAUCGCGAAUACGUCACCAAGAAGUACAAGCUCCAUAAGCUGAAGGAGAUCGAGGAUAUGGUUGCCGAGGCGGUUGAGGUUAACACGCCGUUCAACAACCCCAUCACUGGCUUCUGCGCUUUCACCCACAAGGCCGGCAUCCACGCCAAGGCGAUCCUCAACAACCCCAGUACCUACGAGAUCAUCAAUCCUGCCGACUUCGGCAUGACUCGCUACGUGCACUUCGCGUCCCGCCUGACGGGCUGGAAUGCGGUCAAGACCCGAGUGGGCCAGCUCGGUCUCUCCAUGACUGAUGACCAGGUCAAGCUUGUAACGACCAAGAUCAAGGCGUUGGCUGACGUCCGGCCCAUCGCUAUUGACGAUGCCGACUCGAUCAUUCGAAGCUUCCACCUGACCCUGGAGGAUAAUCCGAGCACGGCUGAGAAGGGCACGGCUGACAAUGCCCCGGCUACUGAUGCCACGGCUACUGAUGCCACGGUUGCUAAUGGCACGGCUUAG
Phialemonium atrogriseum is the source of this 1344-nucleotide messenger RNA. Its product is annotated as HMGL-like-domain-containing protein. Gene Ontology annotation, cellular component: mitochondrion. The record is from RefSeq and is a predicted model, not a curated record. Gene Ontology annotation, molecular function: homocitrate synthase activity. Bases 1 to 1344 code for a protein of 447 amino acids. The transcript is spliced from 12 exons. Lineage: Eukaryota; Fungi; Ascomycota; Sordariomycetes; Cephalothecales; Cephalothecaceae.